This is a messenger RNA of Lates calcarifer (barramundi perch), 2056 nucleotides long. It is a transcript of the gene cbx3b, whose product is annotated as chromobox homolog 3b. Gene Ontology annotation, cellular component: nucleus; pericentric heterochromatin. The record is from RefSeq and is a predicted model, not a curated record. Gene Ontology annotation, biological process: chromatin organization; negative regulation of transcription by RNA polymerase II. Gene Ontology annotation, molecular function: chromatin binding. The transcript has 5 exons. Bases 19 to 828 code for a protein of 269 amino acids. NCBI's taxonomy places the organism in Eukaryota, Metazoa, Chordata, Actinopteri, Centropomidae.
CCUCCCGGUUUUCCUGGCAUGACCUUUUCCCUUGGCAACCACUUCCUCCGAGCAUCCACGGCCAUCUUUAAUUUUAAGUCAUUCAUGAAAAGUUGUUUCGCUCAUGUAAACACGCCCGAGCGACACGUUUGCGCACAAAAACGGCAUCGACGUUCGCCGUGUGCAUGUGGUUUUCCAGCGACAGGCUCCAAACAGAGCAGAGCAGAGCAGCACCGCAGCAGCCUGUCCGCCGAGAUUAAGAUGAGAAAGAAGCAGACUGCCAAACAGAGGAAGACUGAGGAGACCACAGUUGUCCAGGAGUUUGUGGUGGAAAAAAUAAUUCGCCGGAGGGUCUCUAAUGGAAGAGUGGAGUACUUUCUGAAGUGGAAAGGCUUCACCGAUGCAGAAAACACAUGGGAACCUGAGGACAAUCUGGAUUGUCCUGAACUCAUUGAAGAGUUCCUGAGAAACACCAAUCUGUCAGAAGAGAAUGAGGAAGAGCGAACUGACCAAGAGUUCAUUCCCAAAGAAGAAAUGACAGAGCAAGAGACGGAAAUUUCCUGUAUGCAGUCUCAGCGGCAGGCUCAUGCUGUGCAGAGUGACAGCGACGUCCUCGAGCCAAAUGACGAGCAGUCAGACGCCCCCCCCAACCUCAGCACUUACCUCGAGCCUGAAUGCAUCAUUGGCUCCACCGACAGACAGGGAGAGCUGAUGUUCCUAGUCAAAUGGAAGAACUCAGAUGACGUGGCCCUGCUGCCUGCUCGUGAAGUGAGCGCCAGGUGUCCCCAGGUAGUCAUCGACUUCUACGAGCAGAAGCUGACCUGGCACUGUGGAGACGAGGAGCAGUGAAGUGUGUGUGUGUGUGUGUGUGUGUGUGUGUGUGUGUGUGUUUGUGGGUAUGUGUACGGAGAAGAACUGGUAAACAGCUGCGCUCUCACCUGAGGCUUAGUUUAACCUCCAUCGAGUGUCCCCCUUCAGCUGACAUUAGAGGCACACUGUGUGAAAUUACAUCCCGCUGCAGGUAAGAGUUUCAGACUCUGGCAGGUGCAAGAACCUCAGCGGGGAUGGAUUUUUAAGGGCUCUCAGUCCCGUGGUGCUCAAUGAGGUCACUGUGCCUUUGUGGAGACUGUGAUGGAGGCUAAAACUAACCCUUGCAUGGAGCAGCAGACCUGAGGUCAGACUACCCUGUAGCAGCUUUGGUCUUGUGUCAUCAUGUAGCUGACACAAUCACUGUGGAUGCGUGUUUUGUUUUUAAGAGUUAUGGUUAUAUAGUAAUUUAGUAUUUAUAGUCCUGUUUAGUUGCGGGGAUCUUCCACUGGGAGGAGGCCCUGGUUAUAUAGUGUGUGCUUUAAUUGUUGUAUAGCAACACUUUGUAGGCAGAGUGAACUAACUACUGUCUGUACAAUCCAUACCUCCAGUCCAUCUAGCUUUUGGUUAGAGCUGAAGAUUGUAGACAUAUUGUUUGAACGUUUGUGCUUUGAACCUGUAUUGUGUGAGGUGUUUUUUUUUUUGUUUGUUUUUUUUUUUUAAGCUACAGCUUUUACUGUGUCUCACUGUGUCUCUGUUUUACCCUUGUGGUUGAUGUAAAAUAUAUAAAAAAAAUGUUGUCCACCAGAAAUUUCCCCAUAUUUCCAAUCAGCUGCUAUGUACCAAAUGUUUUCCUGUCAUCUGUAUUGAAUUCUAACAAGUUUUUAAAACAAUUGUUUGGUGCUUUUGAACAAAGUGAAGUCUUGACAGUUGACUCAAAAGAUUAUAAUAUAUAAAGUAAAUCUAUAAGAUUUACACAUGUUGAAAAACAACUCUAGUGCACCUAAAGGUGGCUAAUAAGAAGAAAUGUAGCACUUUAGAUACGAGACUGUCCAAUUAUGGAGGGCAUUGUCUUCCAGUAAUUAUACAGGCCCAUGUACAUGAUACCUGUACCCUGAUGGCACUGUCCUGACUCAACAUAUCUCCCAUGACUGUUAUGGGACACUGAGCUGAACCUUCAACCUCCUAAAACACACGUACUACUGAACUACUGUAACUGUAGACCAUUGAUCUGUGAAGUCUCUGUGAAUAAAGGAAGCCUUUUGUGACA